ACGCAAAAAUCAUUUUUAUCUCGUUGCGUGAAAAUUAUCACUUUUCAAAACAAAAAGUUCCGAGUUUCGGAUUUUGGUCGGUUCCUGGCGAAGCAGAAAUUUAAUCCGUUGCAUGUCAUGUUGAGCGCGUUUAUCCGUAGUCCCGCUAGCGUCCGUGGUGUCCGUCCUUUGAAUUGGAGCUGUAGUUUUUCAUCCGGACAUCCAGCCAAAGUUGUCCGUGAUUCGACGGAUCAACAAUCGGAAGAAAAAACGGAGGAAAGUUCGCCACCGAAGGUAGACUGGAACCGGUUACGAUUUCCCAGCAAGGUACCGCAGCGACCACAUCUUUCCGAGUUCGACCGGAAGCUACGGGAAAAUCCACCGCCACGGGUGACCGUAGAUGAAGCUACGGUACAGCUGCUGGAACGGCUGUCGCUAGUGGAUCUGGACAGCAAGGAAGCCCACAAAACGCUGGAGGAUUCAAUCGAAUUCGCAUCGCGAAUUCUGAGUAUUGAUACCGAGGGAGUGAAACCGCUGUACACGGUUCUCGAGAACCAGCGACUGGUGCUGCGGGAGGACUCGGUAACGGAUGGUAAUAUCCGGGAGGACGUCCUAGCGAAUGCUCGCAUAAGCGAGGAGGAUUACUUCGUUGCGCCACCGGGAAAUAUUCCUCUGGAUCAGGAGGGCGGUUCGUCGAAGACGAAUCGCGAUUAA
Molecule: messenger RNA, 693 nt
Organism: Uranotaenia lowii
Lineage: Eukaryota; Metazoa; Arthropoda; Insecta; Diptera; Culicidae
Gene: GatC
Product: glutamyl-tRNA(Gln) amidotransferase subunit C, mitochondrial
Exons: 2
Coding region: 118-693 (191 amino acids)
Biological process (GO): regulation of translational fidelity; glutaminyl-tRNAGln biosynthesis via transamidation; mitochondrial translation
Cellular component (GO): glutamyl-tRNA(Gln) amidotransferase complex; mitochondrion
Molecular function (GO): glutaminyl-tRNA synthase (glutamine-hydrolyzing) activity
Source: RefSeq, a predicted model, not a curated record